UUAAUGAAGCAAUUGGUGUAUAUUGACCCUAACCUCAUUGGGCAUGCAUUCAAAUGAAUAAAUUAAACGUUAUCACCACUAUCAGGACGCCAACCGACAGUGAACGAGUGGGUGACUAUCGCCGCCUCCUGCCAUCAUUGAGUACGACGCACAGUUCACGGUAUUCAGACACAGUAUUCAGCGUAUGUGUUAGUAGCUCAGUGUUGAUAAAUUUUUUUAAAACGAUUAAGGCAGUGACAAACAAAAAUAGAAAAAUAAAAAUCUUUUUGUGUGGUGUCAAAGUGAUACGUGUCAACUAAUCAGCCAACACGUUGUUUAUAAUUAUUGCAACUAAUUGCGAUAACGUAUAAACUAAAUUAUUUGAAAUUAUAUCAAAUCCAUAAUUAUGGAGACAAUAAGUGUAAAGAAUCCUAUAAAUUUAAAAGUGGUAAAGUUUGAAUUAGACUUUAGCACAUUACUUGUUGAUGAUAUAUCAACAAAAUCACAUAAAAGGGCCAAGAAAACUUCAAUGCCGGCAAUAACAAGUAGAAAACCAUCUAUAGUACCACCACCGCCAACAAUCAAGAAAUGUGUCCAGAAACGAGAUAUACGAAGCUUAGUAGAGGAUCUUCUGGAUGAAAUCUAUGCGGACCGGCGAGACUGUCUAAAUCAAAGCACUGUUAACUAUAGCCGUGGAUCUACAUCGGCGGCAUCUUUGACGUCAUCACAAUCAAAUUAUGUGGAACAGACAGAAGCUAUUGAACGAAAUUAUUUGGAAGCAUUAGAUAUACAAGAGCUAAGGAAACAAACAGAACAAUGGGAGGAGAGGUUGCUGUAUACGGGUGAACGGUUAGCUAAAUUUGUGAAGCUCCGAGACCGACUGCGGCGACAACAGAAGCGGCUGUGCGCUGCGUUCACGGUCCUUCUUCGGCACAUAACCGGCGAAAAUGGCGCGCGUUUCGGUGUGACACCGGGCGGCGAUGGCGAAGGCCCUGGCGAGGGCGGGUACGCGGAGUGGCUGCACGCGAUGCGCCUCGUCGCGCGCCUGCCCGCCGGCGUGCCGCACCACUUCAGGAAAAAAUUAUGGUUGACAUUGGCGGAGCGGCAUCUGACGGCGAGAGCGAUAGACUGGUCGACGGCGGAAGGCGCCUGCUUCCGUGGCACAGCUCAGCCUGAUGACGCGGAGCUAGGGGCUCAGAUUAUAAAAGACCUGCACCGUACCGGUUGUUCUUUGUUUUGCGGUACUGAAGGUCGAGAAAAUCAAGCCAUGCUCCGCAGAGUUUUGUUGGCUUAUGCAAGAUGGAAUAAGGAAGUGGGUUAUUGCCAAGGUUUCAAUAUGUUAGCAGCAAUAAUAUUAGAAGUUAUGGAUAAAUCCGAAUCGGAUUCAUUAAAGGUUAUGAUAUACCUAGUCGAAGCGGUAUUGCCUGAGGGCUACUUCGCCGACGAUCUGCGAGGUUUGUCAGCUGAUAUGGCGGCGUUCAGAGACCUGCUAAGAUUGCGAUUGCCGCGAUUAGCUCAACACAUGGACUAUCUGCAGAAAAUAUCUGACGGCGGUGGCGUAGAACCUCCAUUACCAGACGUGUUCACAAUGCAGUGGUUCCUCACAUUAUACGCGACGUGGUUACCACGUGAGUCUCUGCUCAGGAUAUGGGAUCUGAUACUGCUCGACGGCAAUGAAAUAUUACUGCUGACGGCAUUAGCUAUUUGGGACAUGCUGCAGGAUCGGAUUCUGUCAGCUCGAUCGGCGGAUGAGUUUUAUAGCUGCAUGGGCGGCGGCGCCGGCGCAGUGUGGGAGGCUGGAGAAGCGUUGGUUGCGAGAGUUGUCGCAUUUGGUUCAGCACCAGAACUACCGCGGCUGCGAAGUCUCCAUCGGUAUAGGGUGGUGCCCCCGGCGCCCCCGACCACCGCGCCGGUGUAUCAACCUCCAUUACAUUCCGCGAUGCAAUCAAUGACCAAAAGAGGUUUACGGUUAUUUUAUUCUGAAGACGAAGGAGAUUCGAGUGACGACGGAAAUAAAAUGGCUUUAGCAACGGUGAUACCUAGACGUGAAAGUCGUUUGGGAGCCGGCGACAGACUCUCUUUGGAUAUUGGUGCUCUCAAAAGGCAGUAUGCACGACUCCGCGAGCGACAACGUCAGGCUCACGUAAUUUUGGCAGCCGCUUGUGCCCGACACGCUGCAGUUGGUGUUCCCACGUCACCGACUUCUCUCACCGUUAAUAAUUUACUUUUGGGAAAAAGUGCGAUCGUAAGUUCUCGUGGACGUCGACUUGGUCCUCCCCCUGGUGCAAUCCCACCAUCAAGAACUUCAUCAUCGCAUGAUAAAGUAGAACCCCGAGCACACGGUACUUCUCAUGAAACUAUUAGUUGGAAAGAAGAAAAACGACGCAAGUCAUUAAGUAGACGAAACUCUGUUAAAUGGAGAGACCUUAAAAAGGAAAAAGUUUUCGAAAAAUGCAGAAAGGCGUCCAUAGAUUUAGAAGAAUCAGGAGAUGGUAUUAUAGUUUCUGAAAUUGAAGCCAAUGAGAUGAUAGCGUCGUUAAGAUCACGAAGUUCGAGUGAAACCUCCACGUACUCCUCACGCAGUGCAUCCAGUACUGACACAAGUCUCUGCGAUGAGAAUGCACGUGCUAGCGAUUCAGAACAAGAACUAUCUGAUGAUGAAAAGGAUAAAGGUAAUAUUACUCUUAAAACUACAACAAGUGAAUUUUUAACAGCACCUGUCUUACGAGAUACAAAAAUCUCAUAUUCUCCUACCUUAACGGAAACUACAGUUCCACAAAGUCCUGAAAUUGAACGAGAAAUACACAAGACAUCCACCACAAAUUCCAUAAAGUCGAUAAGCGAUUAUCUAGAUUCCGCUGCUGGCGAACCUCUACGCACAUAUAUUGAUGGAUUUGAUACACAGUGGAAAAAUAAUUCGGCGCUAAAAACUGAAAAUGAUAAAAAUAAAUCAAAUGCACAGGUGACCAAUUCUCUGUGCUUAAGUCCUGAUAAAGAUAAUAUUCUACAAUCGUUAAAUAAGUCCAAAUAUGAUGAUAAUUACAGCAGUACAGACCUAAUACGACCAACCAAUUUUCCAAAAAUGACGAAUAAAUUUACAGAUUUAAGUCCCAUAGACUUAUCUCCUUGUAAUUACACCAAGUCGCCUUAUGAUUACGACUUUGUAUCUAAUAUUAAACGAUCAUCAAUUUUGGAUAUUACAACGGCCUCAAGACCGCCUGAUAUAAUCGAUAGCUUUACUAUGUAUCCGAAUUUUGUACCCGAUAUAGAUUUAUCUGAAAAAAAUAUAUCAGAUGUUGAAAGUCCAUUAAGAAGUCCUGGUGCUGAAAGUAUAAUCGUUAGUGAAGAUGAGCCACCUAUCCCAUUAAAGAUUGACAAAUAUUUCGAACAUAGUCCUGAAUUUUUUGGUGCGCGUGUCACCGACCCCAACAGUUCUGAUAUUCCUAAUAGACGUUCUAUGAAACGCCUUUCACGGCAACCUAAGAAACCAGACUCCCUUACAUUGCAUAGUAGUCAAAAUGAUAAGUUGUUGAAAGAAGAAGCAGAGAGAGCAUCUUCACUGCCACAAAGCCAUAGUUUUAUGAAAAAAAUCAACGAUGACACAGAAAUCUUACAAAUUGUCAAAAAGGAAGCGUCAAUUUCAAUGUCAACUAAAGAGAGUGAACGUUGUGUAUCCCCAAAAGAAUAUACUUUAAAUACGGGACGUAAAAAUAGUGAAAGAGCAUUACAAAUCAUUCAAGAAAAUUCAAAAAUUUUAAGCAGAAUACUGACUAAGCAAAGUGCAUCUGAUGCAAGUAAAUAUGAAUCCAAUAAAAGUAUUGGAAUUGUUCUAGACAAGCCAGUGACUGCUCUUCGUAGCCCUAUUCCUGAAAAACCGAUCGAAAACAAAUUAAUUGAUUCUCCUUUACUUAAAGAAUCAACUUCAGACUCUUUGAUAGGCUAUAGAAAAAGAAACCCUAAAAAUAAUAAUACCGAUAAUAAUGACUUUGUUAGAGUCAGGCCUAUAUCUAUUGAUGAUCCAUUUUCUUUGGAAUCACGUAAUUUAAUAUUAAGAAAUAAUGAUUUUAAAUCUUCCAAAACUCCAAGCAGUGAAUGUAUCGGUAACAAAACAGAUUUAUAUGGAUGGGAAAAUAAAGGUUUUUUAGCAAACUGUGAAACUAAACGUUUGUCUGAUAAACAAAGUCCAGAAAAGAGCUACGAAUACGAUUUCAAUAGAAGGGACAGUAAUUCAUCCAAAAAUUCUGAUGUUACAGGUGACUUUAAAACGGUCAGUUCGGAAUGGUCUCGAAGAUCUUUUUCGGGUGAUUCUAAAAUAUCGGUAACGUUGCCCUCUACAGAGGUUAAAGACACAUCUACAUACGAACGACGUUACACUUCUGAAGAUUAUAACUAUCCAUUUUCGACUAAGUACGAUGAUCUAGUUUCCUCCAAACCCAAUAAUUUAUGCGGUAAGGUUAUUGAUCAGGAAACAAAAAUAUGUGAAAAUUUAUCUAAGACUGAAAACAGCCAAACUAGUGAGUUUGCUCAUGUCACAACAUCAAUAAGCUAUACAUAUGAACCCUCUGCGGAAGAUGAUUCUACGGGAGCAAAAAGUAAUUCUAGUGAUACAUUAUGUCAAAUUACGUCAUUAGAUCAAGUAUCUACACCAAUUUCGCCUAAAGCGUUUCCAAGUAGAGAUGCUUCCGUUAUACCUAGAGAUUACGUUGAAAAAAGUGAUAAAACAAAAAUAGACUCUGAUGAUACCUGUAGCGCUAUUACUUCCUUAUUAGAGACCGAUACUUUAUCUUCACUUUCAUACCCCCGUAGCCCUUCUACAGGAUCUUAUCACCCAUUUCCUACGCGCCCAAGUAUGCGUAUGCCCAAAGAAAUAGGGGUAAAGUUGGGUAUGUAUCCCAAAGACGUACUAAGCUCUCCUCCAAAAUAAAUUAGCAAUCAUUCUUGCCAUAAUACACGCCCUCUUAAAAGCAUAUUUCUAUUUAAAAGCUAUGUUAGCUUUUAAUGAAAUAUGCGAGUAAAUCAUUUUAUUCACUACCCAUUUGUAUUAUGUACCACUAUUGUAAAUCACGUAAAUUGUUAUUGUUAUAAAUCGUGAUUGUUUGUUUAAUCUGAACUUGGCAAUAAAAAUAUUACUAUAUACUUACCCCCUUAUUCAUAAACGUUUUUUAUCUAAGGUCGGAGUAAAGCUGUGAUAACAAGCCUGUU
Molecule: messenger RNA, 5181 nt
Organism: Manduca sexta (tobacco hornworm)
Lineage: Eukaryota; Metazoa; Arthropoda; Insecta; Lepidoptera; Sphingidae
Product: TBC1 domain family member 30
Exons: 14
Coding region: 386-4903 (1505 amino acids)
Cellular component (GO): endoplasmic reticulum
Source: RefSeq, a predicted model, not a curated record